Molecule: messenger RNA, 721 nt
Organism: Sabethes cyaneus
Lineage: Eukaryota; Metazoa; Arthropoda; Insecta; Diptera; Culicidae
Gene: mRpS23
Product: 28S ribosomal protein S23, mitochondrial
Exons: 3
Coding region: 125-625 (166 amino acids)
Biological process (GO): translation
Cellular component (GO): mitochondrion; ribosome
Molecular function (GO): structural constituent of ribosome
Source: RefSeq, a predicted model, not a curated record
CAUAAAAAAUCGAAAAAAAGCCGAACGGAGGAACCGGGUGGAACUCUUGGUUGACUUGAAUCUUCCACAACUUGGACGGUUUCAGUAAAUUAUACUUUUCUUUUCUGCGAAUUGUUAAUAAAAAAUGGCUCACAGUCGCCUAGAGAAGAUCGGUACCAUUUUAACCAGAACUCAAGGCCUGCUUCGGUCAGGUGCCAUGAAAUGGGAUGAUCGACCCCUUUGGUAUGAUGUGGUUGUAGCGUUUCCUCCCAAGGAAGAGCCGCGUUACGAUCGCCCCGCCGCAAAUGUGGCAUUGCGUCCGAUCUUCUACAACGAGGAUAACAUAAGAGCAAUCUACCAGCAGAAAAACACACGUUCACUGCAAGCCGUUAAUUUGGCCGAUCAACGCAAUAAAACAGCAACUCAGCAGUUUAUAGAGAUUUAUCAAAAAUUGGAUACACAAGGGGCGUUAGACCAGGAACGAGUGUUUGAAACAGCUCAGGAAAUUUUGGAUGAAAAAAUAAGGCUUCAGAAAUCCGAACGAAAUACUACAACCGCCAUGAGGACUGACUCAGAAACUGUGCCGCCGAAGCCCGAAACCAAAGUGGGGAAAACAGUUCAGCUACAGGACAUUUUCCAAGAUUAGAAACUAAAAGUGGUCCUCGUUUUUAGUCAAUAUAAACCGGUUAGAUUUUUUGAACACAAAUAAAUACAAGAUUUGAAAAUCUGGUACAAACCAGUC